Molecule: messenger RNA, 1429 nt
Organism: Amorphotheca resinae ATCC 22711
Lineage: Eukaryota; Fungi; Ascomycota; Leotiomycetes; Helotiales; Amorphothecaceae
Exons: 2
Coding region: 260-1324 (354 amino acids)
Source: RefSeq, a predicted model, not a curated record
GAGAUAUGACGCCACCAAGGACGAUCUGUAUCUAAAGUCGGGAAUUCCGAACAACCCUCUUCUCCUAUCUAGCCACACGCCUGGAAAAGAGGUUCAAAACUGAAAACGAAAGACGAAUGCCCGCCCGGCUAGACCCUGCAGGCCAUCAUCGACACCCUAGCCUAAGUCCACCACCUGAAAAUGUGGAAUAUAUUCCUUUAGAAGAGCAACUCGAUUGAAAAUACCAGCGAAAUUUGCCCAAGAUUGCGAGAUUGGAGACAUGUCUAGUCCGGAAGAUACUGACGACAUCAACGAUAAUAAUAAUGUCGACCCGGUUACUCGUUGGAUGAUGCAAGGGAAUCCUUGGCCUAAGGAAUAUUUCGAACAAGAAAACGCAUUGAAUCUACUUCUCGAGAGCAACUCAUCAUCGUCUUCACUCGACACGAAGUCAGAGACGACUGACGGAUUGAUAAGAAAAGGCAAGACUACCGCUGCUAGAAGUCGGUUAUAUGAGAUGACCCUUGAACAAGUGGGCAUACACAUGACUGGUGGACCCGGGGUCACUUCUUCUUGCCAAGAUCUCUGCAGGUCUCUGCUUGAGACAGAACAGCCUCUUCCUCCUGAUUCUCUAUUUCGAGAGGAUCGAUUCCGCAAGACUUGCGAGAGGCUUCAUAACGAAAACGAGGCAAAAAUCAUCCGAGAUAUUUCCCCGCUCCUUGUUCCUUCUGUAGAAGUCCUAUGUGCUUACGGCGCAGAGUAUCUGGAACCUAUGGUAGAUCACCUAAACCAGAGGUGGUAUGGGUGUGAGCCCAUCGUACCAGGACCUGUACCCCAGCCCGAUUAUUCCGCUGGAUGCAAAAGGGCCAUUUUCACCCAGAGUCAAUUUCGGAAGCUGGAACCUUUCAUCCAAGGGUGGAAACAUACACCUUUUCUGGCUACUCCCUGGAUGUAUUUUCCGUACCUUACGAUGGAAGUAUGUCGGGAGCUGCUCGUCGCUGAUCGACAAAAUGCUCAUAGCGCUAGCAUUGCUGUCAAACAAGUGGUUGAUUUGUACCGUCAGGUUUCUCGACAGCAUGAACUCAAUCAAAAGAUACUAGCGUUUUCGAUCUCGCAUGACGACGAAUCCGUAAGAAUCUAUGGUCACUAUCCCAUCAUCGACGGAGAUCAGACUAGUAUCUACCGUCACAUUAUCAAAAGGUUUGACAUGACCGACGAUGACGGUAAAGAGAGGUGGACGACUUAUAGAUUCACAAGGAAUGUUUACGAUAUCUUUGGUCCAAUACACAUUGAAAGACUCCGGUCAGCUGUUGAGCAACUGCCUGAUCCGCUAUCUGAUCAACAUUAGUUACAGUAUACGAAUACCGUACUUAUAUGCUAGGCGGACGAAAAAGGGCAUCAAUUAAAUAUAUUCUACUCCCAGGACUUGCUACAAUCGAAUUUUCAUCCCAGA